AGACUGAGUCUGAGGACAGGAAUGCGACUGCAGGGGUGCAUGACAUUAGUCUCAGGACGGGGCUGGAGAGUAGGUUGGAGGUAGGGUUGUGUGUGCGCGGGGAGUGUGUGUGCGUGUGUGUGUGUGUUGAGGCAGUCACAAACCGCCUGUAGAAGGGCCCCUAGCGCCAGACAUUAGUACUGGCCUGGCUGAUCACUCCUACUAUCGGAUCCACAUCUCGACCAGCGCAGUGUUGUCGAGCCUCAAACACGGUCAGGCGUAUAUGGACAGGCGGCCGUAGCUCCGGGGUCCUCCGCUAUCUCCACCCGUGCGCAAAACGGACUACGCAUCGGAGUCAUUUCGGCACACAUCUGAGCCCCCCCCCUUCUCUCUGCGUUCCGGUGCCUCCGCUGCAGGGCCUCUUCUUCAGUUUACAGAGGAAAAGUGGGUGUUUGCUGCUCUCACUGGUGUUUCGGCAGCGGCGUGUCCUCGAUGGCUGGCUGGAAGGACGGCUCGGUGCAGGAGAAGUAUCGGCUGGUCGUGGUCGGAGGCGGCGGUGUCGGGAAAUCAGCCCUGACCAUCCAGUUUAUUCAGUCCUACUUUGUCACUGACUAUGACCCCACUAUUGAAGACUCCUAUACCAAGCAGUGUGUCAUUGAUGAGAGGGCGGCCAGGCUUGACAUCCUCGACACGGCUGGACAGGAAGAGUUUGGAGCCAUGAGAGAACAAUACAUGAGGACAGGGGAGGGCUUCCUGCUCGUCUUCUCAGUCACUGACAGAGGGAGCUUUGAAGAAAUCUACAAAUUCCAAAGACAAAUUCUCCGAGUCAAAGACAGAGAUGAAUUUCCGAUGAUCCUUGUAGGAAACAAAGCAGACCUGGAACUACAGAGACAAGUAACCCAGGAGGAAGGCCAGCAGCUGGCCAGACAGUUAAAGGUAACAUAUAUGGAGGCAUCUGCCAAAAUCCGAAUGAACGUAGAUCAGGCUUUCCACGAGCUGGUUAGAGUAAUCAGGAAAUUCCAGGAACAGGAAUGUCCACCGUCGCCAGAGCCUACGAGAAAAGAGAAAGACAAGAGCGGCUGCCAUUGUGUGAUCGUCUGAGUCGGCCUUAUCACUGUAACUCAUGCAGCUACUCGACCACCCCACCCACUCUGCCUGACAUCACAUCCUUACGGGAUGACUGACCGCUGCCUUCUCCACGUGCAUGACUUCAGACAGCCUUUUCUGAGAUACUCUGACCAGGAACUGCUGUCCCCAGGACAUCGCUAUGGACAACUGACAAUGCCAAAUUUUAACACCACUCUACCUUCAGCUGUUAUCUAAUUCACACGAGAGAGUCCCAACACUAAACAUUGCCUUCUAAAUCAGCCUGACAAAUUAAUGUUUUGUACUCUGAAGGACUUCUCUUGCCUUGUAGUGACGUUUGUACUUGCUACCGAGAUUGAAUGAAAACUAUAUAUCCAGAAUGUUAAUGACUUUCGUUAGUGGUCUGACCAGAGCAGAGAGAUUACCUUAUGAAGCUUUGUGUAUGUUGUGCCAUAUCCACCGUUACGCCCAUGUGCUAAUCUGCUACUGUACAUAUGUGACAUUUGUUGUGAUUUUCAAAGUGUAUUUCUAAUGACCUAUUAAAUCACCACAGUACGGUGUGUGAGGUUGAGUUUGGUUUUACAUAUAUGAAAGUGAUUCUAUAAGUAUGUAUAUAAAUAUGCCUAGACAGACCUUAAAGCUAUUAUGAUAGAAGUUUCUGGCAUUCUGCAGUGGAUAUUCCCCCCCCCCUUUUUUUUUUGUGGGUCCUGCUUUUCAUUUAAUUUUCCAAAUAUGGAGCAUCUGCUGUAUUUCAUUUGGCAAAGUCUUAUAGAUUCACUGAUUCUUCUCUUAUACCAUCUUUUAAAGUACCCAAAGUAGCAAAUUUGCCCGAAUUCUUUAGUCUAAGGUGGCGGUUCAGUCAGCAAUGGACUUUUUUUUUUUUUUUUUUUUUUUUCUUCAGAGUUGCUAAAAAGCAGUAGAGGUAACGUUAUUGGUAGAUUAUUGUAUAGCUUUGAAAACUAACAUGAUUUCUGAUUGAAACACUGAAAACUGUAUGCUCUGUACUCAACUUAAAAAAACAACAACAAUGAUAUCAUUGCAAAUCAAGACACUUUCAGAAUUCAAUUCAGAUCAUUCCUGUGUAAUGCAUCAUUUCUGUCAAACAUCUAGCCUGUGAUAUAGAUAACUGUUGGCGCAAUUCCAGUAACACAGUGGCAAUGUAUUUGUUUUGUGUCCUUGAAUGAUUCCGUAUUUUUCCCCCACAAUCGUCUGCCAUUCGGAAAACCACGACAGAUGGACGCAUGGAGACGCACAUCAUAAGACGCCCCGUUUCCAACGGGACACAAAACUCACCGGACCUGCCACCUGUGGAUCAAUCAUCACCACAGACACAAAAUAAUGUUCUGCCUUCCUCUUCCCACUUCUGUACUUCUGUUCAGGCUUUCAAAUGAAGUACUGAAGUUUGUUUUUCAUACCAUCAUCUUGUGAUAUAAACAAGAAAAAUCAGAUGAUGGGAGUGAUGGACUUGUUUCUACUCUACUUUUAUACAUUAUUUUCUUAUCAAACUAGUUGACAAGUAUUUUUAUAUGUUUAUAAGUGAAUACAUGUUCACAGCGAGGCUGUGUAUAUAUGUAAAGAAGAGUAUUUAAUUCUCUUGAUUAUUUUAAACUGAAGAUGACUGUUGGCCCAAAUUUGCAAAAUUGGAUUCCUCCUCCAGGUGUGACCAAGAAUGUGUUUAUUCCUAUUGUGGCUUAAGUAAUGGAGAAUAUAUUUAUCUUGAGGCAUUCGCCACCAGCUUGGAGUGUGAAAUGCCUGAUCAAGUAGGAGAGGGUCUUUGCAGAGGAGCUUUAAAUCACAAAUGAAUUUUAAUCACUGAGAUUUGAAAUACCCACUUCCCAUCUUACUGCAAAUCCUAGUGUGCACUCAAAUCAUAUGAUUAUUUUUUUCUUCCACGUCAGUGUCUUUUGCCCUGUGUCUAGCUUUUGGUGCUAAAAUAAAAUCUGUCAUUUAGCGA
Messenger RNA from Mugil cephalus (flathead mullet), 3019 nucleotides. RefSeq names its product RAS related 2 (gene rras2). Gene Ontology annotation, biological process: signal transduction. Bases 472 to 1080 code for a protein of 202 amino acids. Gene Ontology annotation, cellular component: plasma membrane. Gene Ontology annotation, molecular function: GTPase activity; GTP binding; GDP binding. The record is from RefSeq and is a predicted model, not a curated record. Lineage: Eukaryota; Metazoa; Chordata; Actinopteri; Mugiliformes; Mugilidae. The transcript is spliced from 6 exons.